Messenger RNA from Tetrahymena thermophila SB210, 570 nucleotides. RefSeq lists its product as hypothetical. The transcript has a single exon. The record is from RefSeq and is a predicted model, not a curated record. NCBI's taxonomy places the organism in Eukaryota, Ciliophora, Oligohymenophorea, Hymenostomatida, Tetrahymenidae.
AUGCUAAUAUUUUUAUUUUUAUGUUCUUCUUUGAAAAUAAAUAUUGUAAAAAAGCUAUUUAAUUGUUAAAUCAUAGAUAUAUAAUAAUAUAUUUUUCCUCAUAUUUUAAAGAAUGAAGAUCCAUUAAAAUAUAAUUAAACUUGCAUAUAUAAGUUUAAUGUUAUUGAAACAGCAUGUUAAGGAAAAAAGGUAUUUUAUGAAAAAUAUGUGAAUGGGUUAGAGUAUUUAAUGGAAGAUAAUAGAAAAUUCAAAAAAAAAUUAAAAUAAAAGAAACUUUUUCUAAAAGUGAAAAUAAUGAAAAAAAAAUAAUUGAACCAAAGUAAGAGAAAUAAUUUCUAUAAAAAAGCACUGAAAAACAAUAAAAAAUUUAAAUACUAUUAUUUUAAACUCAUAAUUAUAAGUUUUUCUCACUUCUAAUAAUUUUCUUAGUCAUAAUAAUAAAAUUAAGAAAAUUCGAGAAAAAUAAAUAAAUAGAGUUAAAAUAAAAUUUUAUGUAAUUUAAUAAACACAAAUUCAAUUUAAAUAUAAAAAUAAACACAUCCAAAUCUUAUUAUAAUCAUUUUACUAUGA